CAAUCCAAUCUCUUUACCAAAACCACUCUUGUUCAUAUCAUCAUCAAUGGCUUCAAUCUUGUCACUAACCUCCUCUCCUUCUUCUUCUUCUUCUUCACUGCUCACAUCAUCAUCAUUCAAAGGAAACAUUUCAAAACUCACCUCAAGAAUCUCCCAAAUUACCCUUCAACACAUAAACAACAAACUGCCAUCAGUUGUAAGGGCUAGUAAAAUUCCUACAGCUGUUGUGAGCUCAAAUGUAAGGCUUAGGCUUGACAACCUGGGACCACAACCGGGUUCGAGAAAAAACCGGAAGAGAAAAGGGAGAGGACAUGCUGCUGGACAAGGAGGGAGUUGUGGGUUUGGAAUGCGAGGUCAAAAGUCAAGGUCUGGUCCUGGUGUUCGUCGAGGUUUUGAAGGUGGUCAAAUGCCGCUUUAUCGCAGACUUCCUAAGCUAAGGGGUAUUGCUGGAGGAAUGUCUGCUGGACUAUCAAAAUAUGUACCGGUGAACUUGAAAGAUAUUGAAACUGCUGGAUUCCAAGAAGGGGAAGAGGUUUCACUGGAGUCACUGAAAGAGAAGGGUUUGAUCAAUCCAUCAGGAAGAGAAAGAAGACUUCCUUUGAAGAUUCUUGGUGACGGUGAAGUGAGUGUAAAAUUGACGUUCAAGGCUCGUGCCUUUUCUGCACAAGCAAAAGAGAAGCUUGAAGCUGCUGGCUGUUCAUUGACCGUGUUACCAGGCCGUAAGAAAUGGGUCAAACCAUCCGUCACUAAGAACCUAGCUCGUGCAGAUGAAUACUUUGCCAAGAAACGAGCGGCUGCGACGGCAGCUGCUGGUGAGUCAUCUGAAUCUACUGCUUAGUACCACACAACUGAAUCAAUUCCUUUUAGUUGUUGUAAUAUUGAAAGUAGAUGUAAAGCAAACUAAUUCAGAUUCUGUUUAUCUGGAAUCUUUUUAUCCUCAUAUCUUCAGGAAUAUAAAGAUCUCAUCUUUUUGCUGUCA
This is a messenger RNA of Erigeron canadensis, 979 nucleotides long. RefSeq names its product 50S ribosomal protein L15, chloroplastic. The transcript is spliced from 3 exons. Gene Ontology annotation, cellular component: ribosome; cytosolic large ribosomal subunit. Lineage: Eukaryota; Viridiplantae; Streptophyta; Magnoliopsida; Asterales; Asteraceae. Bases 47 to 838 code for a protein of 263 amino acids. Gene Ontology annotation, biological process: translation. Gene Ontology annotation, molecular function: structural constituent of ribosome. The record is from RefSeq and is a predicted model, not a curated record.